AUGGCGCUGGAGGAGUGGAGGCAGUGGCUGUUCAACUUCAACAUCUCCUACCGCCCAGGGUCUAAGAAUGUGAAGCCAGAUGCUCUCUCUCGCCUAUACAGUUCCGCUGCCACAUCCUCUGACUCUGAGACCAUCCUACCUACCUCAUGCCCUGCGGCUUCAGUUGUCUGGGGUAUUGAGGCCCUGGUCUGCAAGGCACAGCGGUCCCAGCCGGACCCUGGAGGGUGCCUGGCUAACCGAAUGUUCAUCCCAGAUCCUGGCUCCUGUCGAACCCUGGCCUUCCUCCGACAACGCUUCUGGUGGUCAACUAUGGUUCCUGACGUCUCUGCCUUCGUCAACGCAUGCACAGUAUGUGCCCAGAAUAAGACUCUGUGCACCAGCACGUCCAACCUGCUUGUCUACCUGGGCCGGCAGAAUCAGCAAAGCAUCAACUCCAACGAGGUAUCCCAAACAGUCUCUCAGAUCAUCUGCAACCCGAACUACAACAGUACAACCAGCGACAAUGACAUAUGUUUGCUGAAGCUCUCGUCACCCGUCACCUUCACUGACUACAUCCAGCCGGUCUGCCUGGCAGCAGUGGGCAGCACCUACUACACUGGCACUACUAGCUGGGUGGCCAUUCACAGGCAAAUGCUGUCUCUCCUCUGUUUGUCUUCUCCAGUGUGUGGCAUUGCUUCUCUCAACACAAAGAUUGUUGGGGGUCAGGAUGCAGUUGCAGGGAGCUGGCCAUGGCAGGCCAGUCUGCACAGCUCCAACAGCCAUUUUUGUGGAGGCUCCCUUAUCAACAAAGAGUGGGUGCUGACUGCCGCUCACUGCUUCCCCAGCACCAGCACGUCCAACCUGCUUGUCUACCUGGGCCGGCAGACUCAGCAAAGCAUCAACUCCAACGAGGUAUCCCAAACAAUCUCUCAGAUCAUCUGCCACCCGAACUACAACAGUGCAACCAGCGACAAUGACAUAUGUUUGCUGAAGCUCUCGUCACCCGUCACCUUCACUGACUACAUCCAGCCGGUCUGCCUGGCAGCAGUGGACAGCACCUACUUCACUGGCACUACUAGCUGGGUCACCGGAUGGGGCAAUAUCAAUAGUGAUGUGCCCCUUCCAUCACCCGGGACCCUACAGGAGGUGACUGUGCCAGUAGUGGGGAACAGGGAGUGUAGCUGUCUCUAUACUGGAUUUAGUUCAAUCACAAACAACAUGAUCUGUGCUGGUCUACUGAGUGGAGGAAAAGAUUCCUGUCAGGGAGACUCCGGGGGGCCAAUGGUGAGCAAACCGGGUCAGGUCUGGAUACAGUCUGGAGUUGUGAGUUUCGGACAAGGCUGUGGCGACGCAAAUUUCCCAGGAGUGUACACCCGAGUGUCCCAGUACCAGACCUGGAUCAACAGCCAGAUCAGCACUGACAUGCCAGGCUUCGUCACCUUCUCCUCCAGUGGGACUGACUCUGAUCUCAAUGUCUCCUGUAAUGCACUGUCCAAUGGGAUCACACUCUUCUCCCUCUCUCCUAUUCUCGUAUUUCUCUAUCUCUUCUAA
Messenger RNA from Salvelinus namaycush (lake trout), 1530 nucleotides. RefSeq names its product prostasin-like. Gene Ontology annotation, biological process: proteolysis. Gene Ontology annotation, molecular function: serine-type endopeptidase activity. The transcript is spliced from 8 exons. The record is from RefSeq and is a predicted model, not a curated record. The coding region runs from base 1 to 1530 and encodes 509 amino acids. Lineage: Eukaryota; Metazoa; Chordata; Actinopteri; Salmoniformes; Salmonidae.